GGAGAUGAAUGCAAUCACAAAAAAAUAUUUGGUUUAUCUAUAAAUUUUUGUUAUGCUUGCUUGCAUGCUUGAUAAUUUAGGCUUGGUUUGCAAACUAACAGGUUAGCUUUGUGAAGCUCUUCAUAUUCUUGUCUUGACUUAUCUACUAUCUCAUCCUCAUCCAUUAUGCCCUUCAAAAAUCAAUUCUAAUUCUCUUUCAUAGCUCAUAAGAAACUCUUGAUUUGUUAUCACUUCCUCUGUCUAGUUCACUGUAAACGUCUUUAACUUUCAUCCAAAAUUAUCCAUCAACACUCCGAUUUGGUAUUAGAGAAAAUUUUCUUACAUCAACAUCUUGGAAGCUCAAAGAGGAGUUAAAAGUGAACGAGUCUUCCCCAUUAAGUCAAUAAGCCACAUCAAAUAUAAAGAAGAGUUUUCAUCAAUUGGCUUCAAUAAGUGGUAGAUCUACUUUUUACUCAUUGAUAAAAUUUUGAAACCGGAUAUUUUGAAUAGUUUAAUUCAUUAUCUUAUUACUUCCAUAAAAUUCGAGGACUUCACAAUUUUGUUGGCUAGCUUAAGAGGUAAUCAUUUAAUCUAAGUAGCAUCUACCUUUUCAUGUCUAUCCUAACCCACUAAACUUAUUGACCCUUCUAUUUAUUUGAGAGUUACAUGUUGACUGGAGUGUGAUCCAUUCAAGAAGCUUAAAAGCCCAUGAGUGUGGUUUGGAUCAUAAACUCCUUAAUAAUUUUUUCUUGAUCGAAACACUUUAACUUAUUAGUUUUUUUCUUACACACUUAUAGUUGUUAAUGCAAAUGAGUUGUUGCAUUUGCUUGGAAAAUUUGAAAACCAUUUAGCACGCUUAGAUUAUUUGCUUUAUUCAUUAUUAAAAGAACCACAAUUCAAUUAAAAAACUACGAACCUUAUAUUGUGCGCCUCUGGUAUUUUUUUUCUAACUGAUGUGUAAGUUGUGAUUCUAUUAUAUUUAAAAUUUUUAAACCGGAUAUUUUGAAUAGUUUAAUUCAUUAUCUUAUUACUUCCAUAAAAUUCGAGGACUUCACAAUUUUGUUGGCUAGCUUAAGAGGUAAUAAUUUAAUCUAAGUUGCUAUUCUUCCCACGACAUCUUUUAAAUAGGCUGUUGUGUUUGUAUAAUUUCCUUAUAUGAAUUCCUGGCCGGGUAGUGUUUAAUAUUCAAUUUUCCUUAACAUGACAUCAAGUAGUGAACAAAAUCUCAUCAAUAACUGGAACUAAGAAUUUUCAGUAUGGAUCGCUCAUGAUUGAAAUCUAUCAAAUCUUUAAGUGUUUUUCAAAUUGUGCUUUAAGGUGACGAACAACUGAGUCCUUAUUUUUCAUUUUGAGCUUACAUGACUCUCAUUAUAAGUGGCAGUUCUCAUAAUAAUCACAAACUUCUUGUUAAUCAUUUGGUUUAAUCGUCUUCAUAUUUCUAGCUUACAGGACGGAAUAAAAUCAAAUAUGUCUGUGGAUGAUGGUUCUGACAUUAUUUUCUUACACGAUGAUGUAUCAUAUAAUGGAGAUAGGAUAGCUGCAGGGACUGCAAGAGAAGUUUUAACACGAAUAGAGCUAGAUUUGGCAUAUUCUAUAGAAAAAGUUUUGAAUUUGGAGUUACUUGUAAUGCAAGUAGCAGACAAAGCAAGUGAUUAUGAAAUCCUGAGCAGCGGGUCUGAAGAACUUUUAACGGAGUCCAUUGAGAAGGCCUUUCAAUUUGAUAUUUUAAGUGGGUAUUUGAACUCAGAGUUGAAGGAAAUAGAAAGCUUCAUGUCUAGUCUCCUACUGGAUGUCAUUGAUGCUUUCAAGUUCACUGAAAGUGAAGACAACCUUGAAGAGUCCUUAUCAAAGAUUGAAGCGAAGCUACAUCAUGCUGAAGAAUCUUUGAGAAAUUCCCAAGAACAGGUUGCUGAUAUCAGAAAACAGUCGGACAACUUUGAAAAAUUACUAGCCCUUGGGAUCUGUACAGACGAGGAUUUAGAGAAUGGUAAUUGUUCAUUGAUGAAUUCCAAGUGGAAUUUGCAAAGUGUUGAGCAACAGAGACAUUUUCUACAAUCAUUGGAAACAUCUUUGGCCAGGGAAAUGGAUCUUGAAAAGAAGCUCUCGGAGUCAAGAUAUAAUGAAGAAGAGCUGAAGAUGAAACUACAUUUUGCAGAGCAGGAUGCAUAUUGUAGUGAAGACUUGAUAGAAGCCAUGAUGGAGAGAGUGCUUACAGCUGAAAAUACUGUCGAUUUACUUUUGGGGAAGUCAAAAGAAUUUAUGGGGAAACUCCAGAAUGGCCAAUUUAGUUCCACUACUUCAACUACUCCAGAACGGGAGGAGAAGUCUAACAUGAAGAAAGGCAUUGUGAAACUAUCCGCUGAAGAAGCUGAUCCUGAGAAAUCAAGAACUAGUAGCUUUGGAUCUGAUGGUUUUCCUAUGUUAUCGGAAGUUGAUAUUAAAACCAACCUUAAAGAAGAUGAGGAUAAAUGUAUGGCCACCAUUUCUGUGAUUUCGACUCUGAGGGCCAGGGUGAAUGUGCUUGAGGAGCAGCUGAGAAAAUCUCAAAUACAGUUACAGCUCGCGAAGGUCUCUGUUAGAGAAAGUAACAACCAACAAAACAUUUUAUACCUUGAAGAGAAUAAUAUGGAAAACGUAAUUAAGGGUCUCAGGGAAAAUGUUAUAGAAGUACAAAGCAGGGCAGAAAGUGCUGAAGCACGAUGUGCUCAGUUGAUGAAAGCUAAUGUAGAACUGAAUGAUGAAAUAGGUUUUCUCAGAAAGAAUGGAACCGAAAAGGCUUACUUGGAAAGGAUGCUCAAGGAAUCAGACACGGAGUUGGAGCAUGCAAAGGCAUCGGUUGAUGCAAACGAGGAAGAGAAAAAUAUGCUGUACACUGAAAUAAAUGAUAUGGAACAUUUAAUUAAGAAUCUAAAGGCGAAAGUUUCUAAAGCAGAAAACAAGGCUGAGAUUGCGGAAGCUAAGUGUGCUCUGUUGACUGAUACAAAUUUGGAAUUAAAAGAAGAAUUGAGCUUUCUAAGGGGAAGGUUAGAAAGUUUAGAGGGAUCAUGUCAUCAAGCUGAUGUGGAAAGAGCAGCUACUGCUAAGGAUAUUGGUAACCGGACUAAAAUUUUUGUUGAACUAGUGAAGAAGCUGGCAUUAGAAAGAGAGCAUCUUCAACUGCAGAUGACUGCAUUAAUAAAAAGGAACAAGAUCCUGACAAAGAAAUGCCUGUGGUCAGAAAAUGAUCUCUCUGUGAAUCAUGAGAAAGCUAAAAAUUACAAUGAUCCUGGUAACAUCAACUCGUAUGAUGAAACACUUGCAGAGUCUGUGUCUACAAAUUUUCAG
Dendrobium catenatum is the source of this 3303-nucleotide messenger RNA. Its product is annotated as WPP domain-interacting tail-anchored protein 1-like. Lineage: Eukaryota; Viridiplantae; Streptophyta; Magnoliopsida; Asparagales; Orchidaceae. The record is from RefSeq and is a predicted model, not a curated record.